UUAAGUGCUUUGGGAAUCUCGUCAAGCAUAUAAGUAUUAAGAAGGAGUAAGAAAGGUGUUAGUUUCUGCUAAAUACUAGUCAGUUGAAAAAAUCACUCAAAUAAUUGAAAUGUGCAAUUUAAAGUGGAUUAUUAUGAGCAUAUCAGCGCUACUCCCUGAAAUCUAUGCAGGACUUUCAGCGGUUCCUGAUCUUCAUCACUCAAGCCGGCGUCUUCACAAGUAUGGAUCUGAGGAUGUUGAUUAUUACAGCCAUCCGAAAUAUGCUUUUAAAUAUGGAGUAUCCGAUCCCAGUACAGGCGAUCAUAAAUCUCAAACGGAAGUCCGAGAUGGUGAGGUGGUUAAGGGGCAGUAUUCACUAGUGGAACCCGAUGGUUCCAUCCGAACUGUAAACUAUGUGGCCGAUCCAGUUAAUGGUUUCAAUGCUGUUGUGUCCAAAACCGGUCCAAAUGUUCAUGUGGAACCCCAGCAACAUUUAACUCAUGAAGCGGUGUAUCCUGCAGGAGCAGCUUCGUAUCAGAAGCAGUACAUUCCCACAUAUGUUAAGCCUGUAGUACCAGAAGUAAUCAGUCGGCCUAUACAUGUUGCACCAUCUGUACCACAGUACCAAAAGCCUGUAGUUAAAUACACUUCUUCGUUGGGUUACUCAAAGCCGACUGUUGGAUACUACAACGACUAUGACACAUCUUAUGAAUACCCAGAAUCUUAUGAUUUGCAAGGAUACUAUGAAGAUGUCCAUGGGCGUUACUGAGCGAAACUGAUUUGGUCUACUGAUGAUCAGUUGUAUAAAGCAGACUUCGAAAAUAUUUUAAAUUCCUUAGAGAAAAACCAUGUUUUAUAAUUAAACUAUAUUUCCAUGUAAAAA
This is a messenger RNA of Dendroctonus ponderosae (mountain pine beetle), 862 nucleotides long. Its product is annotated as cuticle protein 19. NCBI's taxonomy places the organism in Eukaryota, Metazoa, Arthropoda, Insecta, Coleoptera, Curculionidae. Bases 110 to 748 code for a protein of 212 amino acids. The transcript is spliced from 5 exons. The record is from RefSeq and is a predicted model, not a curated record. Gene Ontology annotation, cellular component: extracellular matrix.